Messenger RNA from Dinoponera quadriceps, 4907 nucleotides. RefSeq names its product tensin-1-like. NCBI's taxonomy places the organism in Eukaryota, Metazoa, Arthropoda, Insecta, Hymenoptera, Formicidae. The transcript is spliced from 9 exons. Bases 263 to 1765 code for a protein of 500 amino acids. The record is from RefSeq and is a predicted model, not a curated record.
UCACGUCCCCCAGCAGACUGAUUUGACGCGUUUCGCGAUCGCUCUGCCUCGAUAAGAGCGAACUAUAUAGUCGCUCCUCGUCGGUGCUGUUCAUCCGUUACCAAUCGGCCCCUCGCCCGUUAACGCUAGUGUCGGAAUACGAGCGACAAUAAAAAGAAAAAGAAGAGAGAGAUAGAAGUACAGCGAUCGAUUCACGCCCGUUCUCCUGAUAGUCUCGCUCGCGGGGAUUAAAGUAUGCAGUCCAGAUGGAAAAUGCGUGCAAAUGGCGCACGCGUUAAGACGCAUCUCUUACGCGACUUGUGAGCCGCAGCAUGCCCAGUUCAGCUUUCUAGCGCGGGAACCCAGGGCCCACUUUAGCCUACAGUACUGUCAUUCCUUCAUCACCGAGUCUGCAGAACAGGCGGAGGAGCUGAAUACCAUCGUUGGCAAUGCUUUCCGCAUGGCGUACGUGGCGCAGCUUCAGCGCCAACCGAUCCUUCAGGAUGUAAUCUCACCGCGAUCGACGCCAACUUAUCGCAAGGAAAAGCAGGAGCAUCGAACGUCGUGGAACAAAUCGCUGCCCGGGGACGACACGAUCGCCGGAGGCGCUUGCAGGAGUCCGUCGUCCAACUCGUGGCUGAAAAGUCGGACAUCGCCCACCUCCAGGACUGGAAGGGGUUCGUCCGCAACGGACAUGAACGUGCAGCUCGGCAGCGCCGGCUCGCCCACGCUGCGACUCGCCGGUGUAAAGGCGCCGAAUUCGAUUCCGGGGCUGCGGCCGUCGUUCACGAACGUCCUCGGGCCCAUAACGAACGAGGACGAGUCGAAGAGCAUUUCCCAGCAGAGCACACCGAGCAGCGAUGAGAGCAACUCACCGACGGAGUUGAACUCGUACAAGAGGCUAACGGACAAGCCGCCGCUGAUAAAGCGGCUGGCGAUGGGUUUGACAGGUGGACGCGACGUUCUUGGGCUGAACGGUGAGGAUGACAGCUGCCCGCUCGUCAGCGGUAGCAGCACGCCGACCAGCCCAUCGAACAGGCCCCAUUCCGGGGGCUACAUAAACGAGGCGAUCAUCGACUCGGAGGGUACGAGGCCGUCAUACAACAAGAUCCCGCCGUCCGAGAGUCUCGACAACACCAUCAACGCGUCCAUCACCGCGAAGAACUUCAACAUCGAGAACAACAGGAUAGGACACAAUUGCCCCGGCUCGGGGACGGAGGCGGAUUUCAAGUCGAAAAGAAGAUCGCAAAUUAGCACGUCGAGUAGCUCGGUGCCCGCUGACGGAAGCACUCAUGGCUCCACGCCAACCCCGCCGCCUUUGCCCGAGAGAACAGACAGCCUGAAUAAUCGAAGCGAGGAGGCCGAGCUGCGCAAAGCGCCCUGGUUUCAGGCCGGAAUACCCAGGGAAAUAACGCUGGAGGUAUUGAGCCAAGAGCCGGAAGGAGCGUUCAUGGUGCGAGAGAGUACCAGCAAGCCCGGAUGUUACGCCCUCUCCCUCCGUGUGCCCCGUGAAUUCCAGCCGAGCGGAAUAGCUCAUUAUCUCAUAAUGCGUACAAACAAAGGUUACAAAAUCAAAGGCUUCACGAAGGAGUUCACCACGCUCACUGCUCUGAUCACUCACCACUCGGUGAUGCCGGAAUUACUGCCGUGCCCGUUAUCACUAAGCCGAUACAAUCCGAGCUUCGUCAAGACCGAUUCCAGCAAGGACUUCGCGGACAUCGAUUCGGACCCCGAUUACAACACCCUAGCGGAUUUUCGCAAAAUGAUGGCCGACCUGAACGUUUAGGGUGAUCCGCUGGAACGUCGCGUGUGCACCCCUGCUCCCCCCUCCGGCCGAGGGCCGAGAGGGGAAGUAAAGUUUCAAAGACUUCCGUGCUCGUUUCGCGACCGCGCCGAUUCUCACCGUGGAUGCCGAUCGAGGAGGACGCGAGGCACCGUUCGAUAUACUUGUACCUGGAUCGACUUCGUGCCAUUGAUCGUAAAGAGCCGCAACGUUACUCGCAAUCGUCACAUCCACGAAGAGAUCUCGCGGAAUAAUGGAUAUCGGCGCAACUGUACACGCAUUUAGACGACAACUAGUUAUCAAGUCUAUGUUCUGGAAAGACUCGCACACAGCCACACAGUGAUAUAUACUCGUAAGUCACUAAUAAACGAUAAGGAGCGUAGCGUGUAGGUAAUUUAAUGUUUGUUAGUUUGUACGAACGCGAGCGGACAGCAAUGUCGAGGAUGAAACGAAUCGUUUGUAUUGCAGCACACCUAGCGAAGUUAGGUUUAAGCAUGUUGCAAUGAAGGACGAAGCGCGAAACGACGUCGAGGCGUCUCACGAACCUUCCCCCGGAACCGGGAUAAAUUAUCCUCGCGUGGUAAACGGGAUAUUCCGACCGUUCGUUAGAGAUUAUUAUCUUUCGGCGAGUUUUCCUCCACGCUGGACGGAGAAGACCUCGAGGUGAAGCGAGUUUCGUUAUAGUUUGGAUCGCUCUCGAUAGUAUGCUAACGAUGCCAAACGGUUCUGUCAUUGUUGCAAAGUGCACGAUAUUAGAUAAUUGAGAAAAUAAGUGGAAAAGUCGCUCGAUUGUACGCGAGAUUGUACGCGGUCUCGAGCUUUGAAGGAAUCUCACGCGCGUGUUGAGUGUCUGAAUCAGCUCGUAAGUAGAAACUCACUCAUUUGAAUCUCAAAUAUCACAAUGAAGAAGCACGUCCCGAAAGGCACUAAAUUCGCGAUACACGGGAGGUGUGUUUCUCCGAGGGGAAAAUCGGUAAUUCACUCUCGCGAAACGAUGUAUUCUCUCAACUACACCGAGACGUUCUCCCAUCUAGCCCCUCGAUCGCAGCUUCGAGGUGGCCGCAGGCGAUUCAACGCAAAUAGAAAGUUUCACUCGACUGAAGCGAUUAUCUAGCAUUUUUGUAAGACGUAGUUAAAGAUUUGUUACCAUCGUAAUAACUGACCUCCACCGACCUCUGGUCGCAACGAGAAGGUCGUAUAUACGAGGAUGAUUAUAAAAUAGACGAACGUAAACCACCUACUCUCGCGUGCGCACGCACGCGUUUCGACUGGAUUUCGUAAUUAAUCAAACGAGAUGUAUCUCUCGAGGGACUGCGAGGGACACGAAUGAUCGUCGAAUAUUUUCUAUACCUCGAAAUGAAGACUUAGCCACACGAGGGUCGAGCCCGCUUAAAAGUGGUUCGAGUUUGGGAGCAAAAUCAACGUUAUAAUUAACUCAUUAUCGAGCCUCUGAUGUAUCGGAUUUGGUUUCCUCCGUUAUCGUUUAAGUCGCGACGUCGAUGUGUAUCGCAACCAGAGACUAAAAACGAAACAACACUGUGCGAGAUUUUGAUAAAAAGUAAAAUAAUCUCGUUUUUUACCCAAGAUCAAAAUACGGAUUAAAUAAUUGCGAGAUAUUUGCAUUACGCAAAAAAAGUAAAAUUACUUGGGCACAUUCUGCACUAAACUUUAUUUAUUAGUUCAUAAUAAAUAUAUAAAUGAAGAUAAGAAAAUAUUAUACAUAAUAGUUCAUUAGACUGAGUAAAUACGAAAAUGCAUUUCCGAUGCACAAAUAAACAAUUAAAGUUAAUUAAACAGAUACGUCGCUUUAUAUCAAGUAGAAAGAAAUAUACUUUUCGUUUUUAGUCUCCGAUAACAACAUUAAUGUACAUGUGUUUAUAUGUAUAUAUAUUAUAAUGAUUCUAUAAUAUUUUCACGCAUAUAUAUUUAAUUAGUAGACGUCCAAGAGGAUUAGCAAAAGGCGUAAAAUUAAAAUCCUUAAAAUAUUACUAAGCCUAAGAGGAUAUGGAAUUUCCUCAGGACUUGGAUUCAGCGAAGUGCGAAACUGCGGGCGAUAAUUUAGUUUCUCAACUAUCCUAGUCUUGUACAGAGAUUUCGCGUAUAGUUACGAUGAUCGAAGACCGAUACGAUUACGCGUACGUAUUUACACGACUCACCGGUGACCGGACGCAAAAUCGCGAUGACGCUUUUUUGUACGUCGAAAGAUAACUUUCUCAAAACAACUGUCAAGUAUUAUCGAUUUCCUGAGUCACGAGAAUUAUACCGAUUAAAUUGAAAUUUAAGAACUGCCAGUAUAUCAUUUAUGAAGCGUCAUUCGUUCAUCAUGAGAGAUAUUCAGCGAGAAACGAAGCCGGAAGAAUUUUGGUGAUACCAGAUCUUAAUGUUAACGACUAUCUGCGAUAAUUUGAUGAUGUAAACAUGACAACUGACAAAGUACAUUCCAUAUAUUUCUAAUAUCGGACAUGAAAAAUCAAUCUCCAAAGUGAUGACGGUUUCAAUUCUUAUACAGAAGCAUGUAUACAAAUUCACUGAUAACGCUCACAUUCGUUCGACUCGUAUUCACGAUAAUAUCUGGUAACUCAUUGUGUCAGUUGAAAGGUCCGGUGAUACGUAUAUUGCAUUAAAAUCGUAUGUAUGAUAUGUAUAAUAGAUUUGUGCAAAUAUGGAUCUCUGCGAUUUUCGGCUUUCACAAUGCGCUUCCGUAUAAUGCAUUAAUAACGACGCGAGUUGCUAAAUCACUACGCGGUAAUGGAAAGAAUGAAUCUCGAACAAAUUUUUUAUUCGCAAAAUUCUAUUCAAAUGAAUGCUCGAAUUGUUUUUUGAACUCAUGGCCACGCAACAAUUGCACGAAAAAAUAAUGUGUCUUAUGUCUGUUAAUCUUACGCGAACUGACGGGUCGCGCGAGAGGAUUUUAAUAAGCUUUUUGGAAUAUAAAAAUAUAAAAUGAGAUAUAAAAUAAAACGAAAGAAAUGAGAGCGACGGAAAAUGUUUGUAUCGCGAAAUUGAUUAAUGCGUGCUCUAAGGUAAUCGCGCACAAGCAACGCAGCAUAAUUAACUGUUGUAAGGUACGCUACGCAUGACAUUAAUCACUGCUUGAGGUUUGUAAUGUUUUAUGAAUUUAUUAUCGCGACGCGUUGUAUAAUGU